Piliocolobus tephrosceles (Ugandan red Colobus) is the source of this 691-nucleotide messenger RNA. RefSeq lists its product as uncharacterized. The record is from RefSeq and is a predicted model, not a curated record. The transcript has 2 exons. The coding region runs from base 21 to 332 and encodes 103 amino acids. Lineage: Eukaryota; Metazoa; Chordata; Mammalia; Primates; Cercopithecidae.
GCGUGCGCUCCCGGGGUGAGAUGACCGGAAUGCACGUGUCUUGGUUGCAGAGUGAGCCCCUCAACCCAGAAUCUGGAGUGGCCGCGGCCGGGAAACAGGAACCCGGGUUUAUUAUUAGCCGUCGGGGAAGAGGGGCCAGCAGCAGUUUCAACAGUGUGAUAACUCACGGAAAACGGAAAUCCAAUGGAUCUAGCAAAAGGAUUCCACCCAGCAAAAAACGCCAGCUUGGGAGAGGGCCCCUACCUAACUCCUUCCUUCUGGCCUCCACCCCUCCCCUGAUACGUUUCCUUCAGUCUGGUCUCGAGAUAACCCUUCAUCCCCCAGUUUCUUGACUCUGGCCGCUGUUCUUGCACAUUUCUUAAACACUUUCAGAGAAAGAUGGCUCAUGCACCUGCCUGCAAAAAUUCCCAAACCGGGUCUCCCAGCUCCCCCAGACCCCGCAACAACUCACACCCACCGGGGUAACUCCAGAAGGAAAAGGUCCGCGGGCCAGAGCUCUGGGCCCUUGGAAUCACCCCACCACCGCCCCUCUGGCUUCAGCCAAUCAGAAGCCGUCAGAAAAUAUUAUGCAAAUGAGUCCUGAUGCUCCCGCCAGUCAGAAGCCGCAGAGCCCUCCCCCACGCAGUGUCCUCUUUCACCCCAGCCCAGCCAAGCUGGCUGCCGCGUCCCUGGCAACCGGCGCACGGCCAGU